Hemibagrus wyckioides is the source of this 1677-nucleotide messenger RNA. It is a transcript of the gene dub, whose product is annotated as duboraya. NCBI's taxonomy places the organism in Eukaryota, Metazoa, Chordata, Actinopteri, Siluriformes, Bagridae. The transcript is spliced from 7 exons. The coding region runs from base 132 to 1043 and encodes 303 amino acids. The record is from RefSeq and is a predicted model, not a curated record.
AAGCAUCAAUCUGGCAACCCUGGCAUUGGGGUGGAGGGUUAGAGGAGAGCUCCAGCUUUAACUUCAGCUAGUUGAUAAACUAGAGAGAAGCAAGUGUGUUCAGGGGAGCUCUCCAAACACAGGAGGGAAACAUGGCGAAGGGGUCGAGAGUCUCUGUGGCUGAGCUGGCUGGAAAGUUUUCAUGUCAGACUCCCCAUCGUUCAGAAGAUGAAGCGAACAAGCCUGUACGGAGGAGACCUCCACGCACACUGCCACUUCUGGUCAAUAAUGAUGUGGAUAAGGGGCAGGACGAGAAAGCAGAAGUUGGUUCCCAGCCACCGAGAAAGAAUCGAAACUCUGCCCUCAUUGAGAAACUACAGGCAACUCUUUCACCAACGGCCCUCCUGCCUUCCCCGUUGAGUCCAGGAGCUGGGAAACCACAGCUGCCAUUUUUUCCACCUCAGUCACCCUGUAGCCCGGUCAGCCCCUCCUCAGCACCCAAACUGAGCCAGUUAGAGAGCCCAGCUAGCUUCGAGGCCCCUGCAGAAAGUCUCACCCUUCCAAACAUCAACAAGGGUCGUGCUCGUCAUUCUAUCAAACGCCGUCCUCCAUCUCGCCGACUCAGGAAGUCCAGCGGGGACGAAGGUGGGACUGAAGAGGAAAAUGCCACCACGCCUGUCUCUGGUCCGACAACUCCAGACGGAAAGGAGAACGACGUGUUCGAAAAAAAAGAGGAGACUGACGGUGCCGACUCUGCAUCUGCUACAUCUCAGCAACAGCAAGAUCAAGUGCAACAUGAAGCUUUAGCAGAUUCAGAGCAGCAGCCCGUAGCUUCAGCAGGAGGAGAAGAGAGCAGGGAGUGUGUCGUGUUGGCUGAGAAAGAGGAGACAGUAGAAGAGGAGAAGAAGACUGAGCAGCCUGAGUUAGAGAGCAGUAAAGAAGAGGCCACAAAACAAGAACCUGAUGAGGAGACAGCCGUAGAGGCACAGAGCGAACCAGUAACAGCAACAGAGGAGGAGAAAACAGAGGAAGUGAAAAAGGAAGAAGAAGACAACAGAAUGUAAAAGCAAUGAAAAUAUGAAUUCUACUCAAGGGACAGUUCACUAAAUCCUAGCCAUGUGGGAGAACAACAAGGCUGAAGCAGAGGCCCGGUAAUAAUGUGAAUCAAAUGCCCUCAAUCAAACCUCCUAACAAAACUUUAGCACCAGUUAAAGUUUUUUAGUAUUUUUUUUUUCUUUGUGUACAUUAGUGCAAGUUAAUCAGAAAGAAAACCAUUUUUUUUCUUGUACAGUUUUGCUAAAAUCUUUUUUUUUGUGAUGGAGGAUUUUUUUCAGAUUCAGUAUUUUGUAUAUAUAUGGCACUAAAGUUUAACGUUGUAGUAAAAAGAUGGAUGGAUGUUGACAAGAACAUGUUUUUUUUAAUUUAAAAUGCAAAACACUGGGAUUUAGAGCAAGUGUAUAAUGUGUUGCCAGAUACACAGUCAAGUAUUAUGUUUAUAAUAAAGGUUUAAAUCAAAGAUAAAGAAAGAAAGCAUUUUUAUUUUUUAUUUUAAUGACACCCUAGAGUGAAAAAUCUUGAAAAAGUGUUGUCCUCAUGUCCCAAAAAUGUGUGUAGGAUUUUGUGUAUCUAAAGAUUUCACAAUAUCUCUGUCACCGAAAAUAUACCUUUCCACAUUGAGUUCUGCGUUAAAUGAAUCAA